Paraglomus occultum is the source of this 1158-nucleotide messenger RNA. The record is from the annotation of a GenBank genome assembly. Lineage: Eukaryota; Fungi; Glomeromycota; Glomeromycetes; Paraglomerales; Paraglomeraceae.
AUGAGUACUAGUACGACAGUUGUUAUAACUUCUCCUGAGGUUUUACCCGACAUUGGUACGUCUGCACAAACAACAGCAAUUCCGAAAAGCGAAUCAUCUUUAUCCCUACGCUUUGCGUCGACUGCCAAUACAGAUGUGGUUGAUGAAGAGCGUUCUAUUGCAUCAGCAUCCGUUUCAUCAAGUGAUCCACUUAAAUUGCGUCGCAGGCGAAAGUCGGAAGAAGAAAUAAAAACGAAGGGGAAGAAGGUGCAGGAGUUUUAUAGAGAUCAAAAUGAAUUGAUUGAUGAAUUGUUGGGAUCUGUUGUGCAGCAAACAGAAGAAGAGAAACGAGUAGAUUCGUUGAGGCUGUACGCGGCAAUCUCGUCUAGGUCGCUUUCACUGUUUGCUACAAUGGCAGACUCUUUUAUGGAUAUUUUAUCGAAUGGUACUCUUUUAUUUGCCGGAAGAGCUGCACAUGCAACAAACUAUUUAGAAUAUCCUACGGGCAAGGCACGUAUGGAAACUGCUGGAAUUAUUGUAUUUUCUUCUUUCAUGUCCACUGUUUCCAUUCAAUUGCUGAUUGAGGCUGUUAAAACUCUAGUUCACGGUGGCGAAAAAUUUGAUGUUAACACAAUAGCCAUAGUAUGUAUAUGCGUUGCUUUAGUCACCAAGUUUGGGUUAUUCCUAUAUUGCUAUACGCAACGACACUGGCCGACUGCUAAGGUGUUGGCUCAAGAUCAUCGCAACGAUUUGUUGAUAAAUUUUUUUGGUUUGACCAUGUCAUUGCUCGGGGGAAAGCUUAUUUGGUGGCUGGACCCUGUCGGUGCUAUUUUCGUGGCUUUAAUUAUAUUGAGAAGUUGGAUAAUGACCGCCCGCGAUCAAAUACAAUUAAUUGCUGGUAAAAGUGCCGAUCCUGCAAUAUUAAAAAAAUUGACGUACAUGGCUUUAACACAUGAUGAGAGAGUUCUACAAGUCGAUACCUGCCGAGCGUAUUAUUCUGGAAGCAAAUUGUAUGUGGAAGUCGACAUAGUCUUGGACAGAGAAACUCCUCUCUGGAUAGCCCAUGACGUUGGAGAGUCUUUGCAAGUAAAAUUGGAAAGUAUGCCUUUUGUGGAGAGAGCUUUUGUUCACGUUGAUUAUGAAUCGAAUCAUAGACCAGAGCAUCAAAAAGACGUUUAA